AUGCUUACACAUGUGCUACGACGCGCGACACAUGUGGUGCACACGUCAUGUGGAAGACACUACUGUCGCGACACCUUACCUCUUCUCACUAUGUACACUAAGGAUCCAUGCCCGCUUUGCGACGAAGCCAAAGAAGCCCUAGAGCCCCUCAAACACAAAUUUGUCCUGCAGCGGGUGGACAUCAGUCGUCCAGAGAACCGAGUAUGGUAUGACAAGUAUAAAUGGGACAUUCCUGUCUUCCACCUCAACGGUCGCUUUGUCAUGAAACACCGCGUGGACGUGGACUUGCUCAAGAAACUGCUGAAUAGCCAACAUGGCGACCGAUCGACUGACUGA
Messenger RNA from Nerophis lumbriciformis (worm pipefish), 336 nucleotides. Lineage: Eukaryota; Metazoa; Chordata; Actinopteri; Syngnathiformes; Syngnathidae. The record is from RefSeq and is a predicted model, not a curated record.